Molecule: messenger RNA, 2920 nt
Organism: Patiria miniata (bat star)
Lineage: Eukaryota; Metazoa; Echinodermata; Asteroidea; Valvatida; Asterinidae
Product: UPF0739 protein C1orf74-like
Exons: 2
Coding region: 121-951 (276 amino acids)
Source: RefSeq, a predicted model, not a curated record
CUUGGGUUUAGAUAUACCCCUUGGUCAAACUUGGGUCACUAGUUUGGGGUGAUGAGCUGUUCCAAGACGUUCUUAGCGGGGUGAUGUACGAGUUUAUGCGUAUAGAGCACAACAGUGCCAAUGGAGGCUGAACACAUCGUGAAAAGAUACCUGGGGAAAACGGCUAAGAAAAACUGGAAACACAUACUGCUGAGCAUAGAGGGUGUCUCCUCUGGAAUCAAGCCAAGUUUCCUGUACGACUAUUCCUGUCUGGAACCCAGUCAGCUGUCUAAGAUGACAGCUGACUUGGCUGCAUCAGGAUUCCUUGCCAAGGAGAAUUUACAGGUGCUUGGCCUUGGUCAGGAUGCAUUCCUCACCAACAUCUCGUGUGUCAAGGAUACGGUGGAUGAGAUUUACAAGGCUCUUGAAAAAGGCAGACAGGUUGUUGUGGAUGUUUCAGCCCAUCUUGAGCAGCCCAAAUUACUGGAGGAUGAAACUGUCCAACGAAUCAAGGACCAAGUGGGAGAUGUCUUAGCACAGCUUCAAGAUCCCCAGAACAACUCGCAAGCUGUCCUGGAGUUGCACCCACAACAAGGCUGGAAUCUCUCAACAGUGUUCGGAGUGCUGCUUGGGUAUCCGGUGGUGUACUGGUACAGCGAUGUUGAAAACUGCUCCAACUGUCUCUCCAUGAUUCCACUCAGGGUUUACAGAGUGUCGAUUGAGUCUGACAAACCAAACAGUUCAUCAAGUGCAAAAUAUGAGUUUCCUAAUCGGCAUCAAACAGCUUUUAAACCAGGCCGUGUAGACGACACGGUGCAUGAACACCAUAUUUACAGCUUCAGUGUCCCGGGGGCACUCUUACCACGCUUCCAAGAUCGCAUUGAUGAUUGGUUCCAAACAGUACAAGAAAGGACGCACAUCAAACUGAGGAUAACAUGUGAAUCAGUGACUUUGCCCGCUGUUGCAUUAUGAUAAAGUGAUGACGUUUAUGUGUACAUGUAUGUGCAUAUAGUUGUAUUUUGAAUAAUGGAAUUAAACCAAUUCCUGUAGCAAUUUUUCUAGGAACCUUUGUGAAUCCUCCAAAAUUCUAUUUUGUACUUUAAGAAAAAAACACUGGAUCAUCCAGACCUACUCUGAAGAGGAAAACGUAGCUGAGCUAUACAGUCUUGAAUUAAAUCACUGAACAAUAAUAUGGUAAAUAAAACUUAAUAUGCUCAAUAUAUAUUUUUCAAACUAUUGCAGCAGGUUUUUUUAUUGAAUCAUUUUGAGUUUUGGGUUUGACAUAUCCUGCAUCUUACUUUCAUCAUCCGUUGACAUCCAAGAUAAGAGGGACAAAUUAGACACAAAGUCUGCUCUGAUAAAACUUCAAUUUUAAACUGUCACCUGCAGUAAGAAUGCACCUUUUUUUAUCAAAUAGAUACAUGUAGUUUUUCUGACAGACAUAUCUGGAAAACUAGAAAGGCAAGUGAUAAUUGUACAGUACACUCACUUCAGAAAAUUUGUCAUGUGGCAGUAGCUUUGCCAAAUAAAUGGCAUGAUACUUUCGCCAGAUUUUGCUAUACUUGGCAGUAAAUCUCAGGUGUUUGACUGUUAUUUCACCCAGUACAUUCCUUCCUGUUGAAGUACAAACCCCUUUCCCAUUUGAAGAGCUAAAUUAGAAUUCAAAUUCGAGAAAGUAUUAACGUAAUUUACCAAAGCAAUGUCUGCAGCUUGUGUUACUACAUCAUCAUACUCAGGCAUGCAACUGGGGAAUCACAAAAAAAAGAGGAAAUUCAAAUUUUCCCAGACUUUGUACAGUGUUGUUCUAUUUUCAAUGGCACACAUGGGGAGUAGAAAAAGAGGAAAUCAGCUGAUCCGAGGAAAAGUUGCAUGCCUGUAUACUUCAGACUCAAAAACGAUACAAUAAUGCCACUCCUGUUAACUUCAGAUUGCUUUAAAAAAUUUAUUGCAAAAUGAAUGUCAUAAAUAUUUAAGUUAAAACAAAUAUUUUAUAAAUUUCUUAAGUUUUUAAGCUGUACAUGUAUUAUGUUUACUGUACGUAUAACAGUGUGUAUAACUGUAUUUGCUCAAGCUUAACGGUUCCCUACAAGAUAUAGACUUUUUGCAUUAAGGUGAAGUUAAGAGGGCAAUAAUAUUGUUUCACUUGGAUAGGUGUGAUUAAACCUUUUGUGCUUUCGUUGUUACUAAAUUAAAAUAACAAAGGACGCCCUCUGAGAGACCUGCAAAGGCUGCAACGCAUAAGGUCUAUUCUGUAAAUUCUUAGAAUGUAGCUGAAGCACAGAGCCAAGCAAACAUGUGUCCAACACUGUUUCUGAAAUGAUGCAAAAUAGUUACUUUACCCAAUGUGAUCAGCAUACAUGUUGAUUCUUGUGUUACAUGUACUCAGAAUAAUGGAAUAAAUUAUUCUACAAAAGGAACUUUACAAAAACAACUUUGUCAACAAUUUUGUUUUUAUAACUGUUUUUACUGUAGCAAAUAUAAAGAACACAUAUACAACUAGUACACAAACCGAAUGUAUAAGAACAAAAUUCAACUACCCCAUCCCAAAAAGCAUUGAAAAGGAAGUUUCAUAAAAUCUGCAAAAAGUGAUAGCCUGUUUAUAUUUUGGAAUCAUUUCAGAUUCAAAAUGAGGGAUUUUGGGAUCUGAAUAAGCCCUUCACACACUGAUAUGCUGAGAGUAUAGGGUUGAUCCCCUUUUUUAGGGAGGGGGGUGUUGAUGGUUCAGAAAUUGUAAGCAUUACUUCAUCCUCAAUUAAACCCACGUGAAUCCACGAGAAACAAAUUAAUAGGCACUACAACAAAUUAUGAUCGGAAUAGAACACAGGUCAAGUUACUGUGAAUCUAUUUGGAUCUGAUGAAAAGUUUGACAACACUUUUGUACGUAAAAUAUACAAAGAAGUACCUUUGGAAAAAAUGACUUGAAAAACUUGAAAAUAUAUUU